Emiliania huxleyi CCMP1516 is the source of this 540-nucleotide messenger RNA. RefSeq lists its product as hypothetical. The coding region runs from base 1 to 540 and encodes 179 amino acids. Lineage: Eukaryota; Haptophyta; Isochrysidales; Noelaerhabdaceae. The record is from RefSeq and is a predicted model, not a curated record. The transcript is spliced from 2 exons.
AUGCCGCCGGCCUCUCGUGCCGCCUGCCUCCUGGCCCUGACGCUCGCGCCACAUGCGCGAUCCGACAUGGAGAUGAACUGCCAGAUCUUUGACUCGACGAUGGUUUGUGACAGCGACAAGCCGAGGAUAGCGCGCGGCGAGAUCCGCACUUGCUCGGGCGAGGUCAUGAAGAUUGAUCUGACGCGGCUGUCUUCCAUCGCUUCGCUUCACAAGCUGAUGUCGCUUCUCGGGCUGCGCGAGAUUUGCGGCGACGCAGACGAGCGAUGCGCCGGCUGGUCCAGCAAAGGGGAGUGCGACCGGAACGAAGGCUUUAUGCACACCAACUGCAGGAAGGCGUGCGGGCUGUGCGCAGAGGGCGCCAAGCAGGCCGAGGGCACCCUCUGCACGGACGCCGAGUCGGCAAACAACUGCCAGUACUGGUCCACUAUGGGCGAGUGCACCGCCAACGAGGCCUUCAUGCGCGAGAAGUGCGCGCGCGCCUGCGGCUUCUGCAAGGUCUCCUUCUCCGAGGACGACGCUGCGGAGAAGGACGAGCUCUAG